Molecule: messenger RNA, 747 nt
Organism: Closterium sp. Naga37s-1
Lineage: Eukaryota; Viridiplantae; Streptophyta; Zygnematophyceae; Desmidiales; Closteriaceae
Source: the annotation of a GenBank genome assembly
AUGUGUCACUGCAGAUCUUCUCUUCUACUGCCAGCCACUUACUUAUUUGCUUCUCAAGUCGCUGCUUCUCCAGUUUCUGCUUUUCCACUCGCCGCUUCUCCAGUUGCUGCUGCCACUGCUCUCCUCCCCACAGCCAGCUCCAGGAGGGUUUCAACAGCUUCUCUUGCUGCUCUUCUUUCUGCUCUCCUCUCCUCCCCACAGCCAGAGCAGUUGCUCCUGUCACUGCUGCUCCGUCUUCCCACCCUACUCCUUAACAAUCCCACACAGCAAAACGACGAAGACAGCAGGAAAUGGCGGGAGGAGGAGGAGCAAGGGCGGGAGGAGGAGGAGGAGGAGGAGGAGGAGGAGGAGGAGGAGGAGGAGGAGGAGGAGGAGGAGGAGGAGGAGGAGGAGGAGGAGGAGGAGGAGGAGGAGGAAGAGGAGGAGGAGGAGGAGGAGGAGGAGGAGGAGGAGGAGGAGGAGGAGGAGGAGGAGGAGGAGGAGGAGGAGGAGGAGGAGGAGGAGGAGGAGGGAGGAAGCAGGAAGAAGAGGAGGAGGAAGGAAGGGAGGAGGGAGGAAGCAGGAAGUAGAGGAGGAGGAAGGAAGGGAGGAGGAGGAGGGAGGAAGCAGGAAGAAGAGGAGGGGGAAGGACGGGAGGAGGAGGAGGGAGGAAGCAGGAAGAAGAGGAGGAGGAGGGAGUGUCGUUACUGGCGAGGCUACUCCCACAAGCCACAGACCCAUAGGGUUGCCCGGAUGCACUUACACUGA